Molecule: messenger RNA, 1056 nt
Organism: Camellia sinensis
Lineage: Eukaryota; Viridiplantae; Streptophyta; Magnoliopsida; Ericales; Theaceae
Source: RefSeq, a predicted model, not a curated record
AUGGUUCCACCUCUUAUGUUGUUAUGCAAGUAUGGUGAUUGUACCAUUGUGUUCAAGGUUGUGUCAAACUGCACGUUGAAGGAUUUAACUGAUUUCUUAAGUUGUAAAUUGAAGAAGUUUGACAAUAAUGGUUGCAUACUGUUAUCGUACUGUUUGCCUGGACAUUCGCAAUGCAUGAUUGAUGAUGAUUCUGAUUUUCAGAAUAUGUUGUCGCUUGUUUAUCCCCUUGGUGUUGACCGGGUUGAUGUGACUAUUACUGAAAUGGGCAUUUCAAAUGAAAAACAUGGAGUUGGAGAAUCAGGGGACGCUACUGGAUCCAACAUUACUGAUGAUGAAAUGGAUUUACUCCCUAUGUUUUGUCAACAUGAAGAAAGGACUUUGUUGUCUUGUGAAUGGGUGAAUGGAAUUACUCAUAUAGGUCAAAGAUUUAUUGGAGGUGCAAAGGAUUUUCAGACUGCAUUAUGUAAAUAUACCAUUGAGAUAGGAUUUGAGUUUGUGUAUGUGAAGAAUGAGAAGUGUCGGGUCACUGCUGUGUGUUCAAUGCGAGAGUCGAAAGCUUGUUUAUGGCGAGUACAUGCAUCUCUGGAAAGUGCUAAUAAUUUUUUCUACAUUAGGACUCUACAUGAUGAGUAUUCUUGUGGAGCUGCAGUUCGUACUUCUAAAAACUCAAGGAUGAGUUCAAAUUUGGUUGCAAGUUUGAUUGUUAAUGAAGUUCGUGGGAAUCCCCAAACUCGUCCAAUUGAUGUUGUGCGUCAAUUUACAAAUCAAUACGGGCUCACCAUUACGUACAAUCACGCUUGGUUGGGAGUUGAGAAAGCUAGGACUACUACUUUGGGGGAUUUCUCUAUGUCUUAUGAUGAGAUUCGAUGGUAUAUAGAUAUUGUGAUGAGCACAAAUCCUGGUAGCUAUUUGCGUCUUGACUAUAACCAUCAAAGUGGACGGUUCAAGAGGUUUUUUGUUGCAUUUAAUGCUUCCAUUCAAGGGUUUAGGCAUUGUCGUCCUCUAUUGUUUAUCGAUGGAACUUUUCUGAAGUUUCAGCAAUACUUUCAGGAGUAG